Messenger RNA from Musca domestica (house fly), 1609 nucleotides. Its product is annotated as probable cytochrome P450 6a21. Gene Ontology annotation, molecular function: oxidoreductase activity, acting on paired donors, with incorporation or reduction of molecular oxygen; iron ion binding; monooxygenase activity. The record is from RefSeq and is a predicted model, not a curated record. NCBI's taxonomy places the organism in Eukaryota, Metazoa, Arthropoda, Insecta, Diptera, Muscidae.
UUCAAGUGGCAAGAAGCAACAGUGCGGGAGAGGUACUCAAAACCAUGUCGCUCUCCACAAUUUUAUUGGCCAUUUUAUUGGCUAUUGCGGCCUAUUUGGUGUUGGCGUUGCGUAAAAAGUUCUCCUAUUGGCAGCAGAGAGGCAUAGCUUGUGAGCAGCCAAAUCCGUUCUAUGGCAACAUGGAGGGACUUAAUCGGACCCGCAGUUUUCUCGACAUUACCCAUGAGUAUUAUGAGAAAUUUAAGGGUUCAGGACCCUUUGCUGGCUUCUAUUUCGGCUUUCGUCCCGCUGUCUUCGUUUUGGACCCUGCGUUGAUAAAAAAUAUUUUGAUACGGGAUUUCCAUAAAUUUACCGAUCGUGGAUUCUAUCACAACGAAAAGGAUGAUCCGCUGACGGGUCAGCUGUUUUUGAUUGAUGGCCAGAAAUGGAAGGUAAUGAGGAACAAGUUGUCGCCCACUUUCACUUCGGGGAAGAUGAAAUUCAUGUUUCCCAUAAUCACGGGAAUUUGUGAGCAAUUUAUUGAGGUUCUGGGAAAUGUCGGCGAAAAUCCCGCGGUGGAGGUCAAAGACACUUUGGCCCGUUUUACCACCGAUGUCAUUGGAUCCUGUGCCUUUGGCAUUGAUUGCUGCAGCUUGAAGGAUCCCAAUGCCGAAUUUCGGGUAAUGGGCAAGAAGGGCCUCACAGAGCAGAGACAUGGUCUCCUGGUAAUGGCAUUUAUGCAAAGCUUCCCCGAAUUGGCCGCCAAAAUGGGCCUGAAAUUGUUUACCCAAGAUGUCAUCGAUUUCUUUAUGCGCAUUGUCCGCGAAACCGUGGAAUAUCGGGAAAAGAAUAAUGUACGAAGAAAUGAUUUCAUGGAUAUGCUAAUUGAUUUGAAGAACCAGAAGUUGAUUAAGUCGGAACAUGGUGAGGAUUUGACCAACCUUACCAUGGAGGAGAUAACUGGCCAGGCCUUUGUGUUUUUCAAUGCCGGUUUUGAUACCUCCUCGACGACAAUGUGUUUUGCCCUCUACGAACUGGCCCUACAUCAGGAUGUACAGGAAAAGGCCAGGCGGGAGGUUACGAAAAUGUUCGAGAGCCACAACAAUGAGUUCUGCUAUGAGGGCAUGAAGGAGAUGCCAUAUUUGGAGCAAAUUAUUGCGGAAACCCUCCGCCUCUACACCGUUGCUCCCAUGUUGAAUCGCCAGGCGCUGGAGGACUAUGCGGUGCCCGAUAAUCCCAAAUAUGUCAUCAAAAAAGGCAUGCCCGUCUUGAUACCCAUCUCGGCCAUACAUCGCGAUGAACAAUACUAUGCCAAUCCGAAUGAAUUCAAUCCGGAUAACUUCAGUCCAGAGGCUGUGGCCAGCCGAGAUUCCAUCCUCUACAUGCCCUUUGGUGAGGGGCCACGCAACUGCAUUGGCAUGUGUUUUGGCAAAAUGUAAGCCACUGUGGGCUUGGCAUACCUUUUGAAACAUUUCAAAUUUUCCACCUGCCCCGAGACACUAAUGCCCAUGAAAUUCAAUAAGAAAGUGAUGUUGGUUAGCCCUGAAAAGGGUGUUGUUUUGAGGGUGACAAAAAUAUAGGAACUACAUGAAAAUAAUUUAAAAAGAAUAAAAUAAAAAAAAUGCUACUA